Messenger RNA from Coccidioides immitis RS, 1392 nucleotides. Its product is annotated as rRNA-processing protein CGR1. The transcript is spliced from 3 exons. NCBI's taxonomy places the organism in Eukaryota, Fungi, Ascomycota, Eurotiomycetes, Onygenales, Onygenaceae. The coding region runs from base 125 to 517 and encodes 130 amino acids. The record is from RefSeq and is a predicted model, not a curated record.
GGCACGACGAAGACGAGGCCUCGUGCAGAAAAUUGUCCUUUCCGGCUGCUUCACUCCCGAGGACGCUUGUUACGCGAUGCUCGAGUAAUCUGGCAUCCCUCGCUCUUCCAGGAUCUAUUCGCCAAUGUCUUCGACCGAACCCGCGCCCGCACCCGCGCCAGAGCCAGCACCAGCGCCAGCCGCUGCACCUGCUGCUGCUGCUGCUGCGCCGAAGGGAAUGCGGAAAAAUGGCAAGAAUUGGCACGAUGUGAAAACUCCCUUCCGUCCCACAAAGGGUCAAACCUCCUAUGCACGACGACUCGAGGAGCGAAAGGCCAUGGCUGCUAUAAAAGAAAAAGAGAAGGAAAUGAAGGAAGAGAAGGAAGCCGAGCGACAGCGACGUAUCCAAGCCAUCAAGGACAGACGGGCUGCGAAGGAAGAAAAGGAGAGGUACGAAAAGAUGGCAGAGAAAAUGCACCGGAAGAGAGUCGAGAGACGGAAGAGAAGGGAAAAGAGAAACAAGCUCCUGAACUCGUGAUGAUCUUCGAAUGCUCAGCGAUAUCGUUCGUCGAACUGUGGGGCGUUUGGCGUUGUGAAUGGGCCUCCUUUCCUUCCCUUCGGCAGCUUUCAGUCAAUGAUGCUAUAGGCUUCUGGAGGAUAUAAUAGCGCCCUCUAUGGUUUGUCAUAACGCUCUCUCUUCGGAUCGGAUAGCUCGGUCUUUGGUUCUCCAUGCUGCACCAACUUUCUCGGUCGCCGCUCCGAUCGAUCCCGGACAAGGGGAGCGGUCGAAUCCUUUGUCACGAUGAAAGUGGGCUGCUUUGGAUGAUCUAUAUUCGCUAAUGAUUACGCAUAUUUCCACUAAAAGCUCCCCCCUGGAUUCUUCACGGAGGGAAUGGUCGCAUUGUAGCGGGAGACGUUACACAACAAUUAUCUAGAUAUUCGACUCCCCACCUACCUAUCCAUUGUGCGGCUGUACGGUUGGUUGGUUCGCAUCUCAGAAGGGACGGCUUCCCGAACCAGGUGAUCAGGGAUUCAUCCCAGGUCACAUUUCGAGUGGUUGAUUGCCUUGCCCUGCAGGUGAGCUUGAUGUAUAGAAAAUUCUCCAAACAGUCAGAUAAAUUACCGACUUGAUUUGGAGUCGCUGGCCAGCCGCAGUCAUUGCUCUAUAAAAACCUAGUUGCUAGGCUACCCUUUUUUUUUUUUCCUCUAACUUUCUUUUUGUGCUCAUGUGAAUAGAAGUGAGUCGUUUUUUAUCGACAGUUUAUUUUUAGAUGGCAGCAAGCACGAACCUCGGACGAAACACGCCCGAUGUUUCAGUUGGUGAAGCCAGCCCUAAAGCUUGGUCACCAAGGACCCCUAGUCACUGCGUACUCCGUAGUUGCAGCACUAAGGACCGAACCUCGUCCUGGAAGC